Messenger RNA from Acinonyx jubatus (cheetah), 4738 nucleotides. RefSeq names its product ATPase H+ transporting V0 subunit a2 (gene ATP6V0A2). NCBI's taxonomy places the organism in Eukaryota, Metazoa, Chordata, Mammalia, Carnivora, Felidae. The coding region runs from base 234 to 2798 and encodes 854 amino acids. Gene Ontology annotation, molecular function: ATPase binding; proton-transporting ATPase activity, rotational mechanism. Gene Ontology annotation, cellular component: vacuolar proton-transporting V-type ATPase complex; vacuolar proton-transporting V-type ATPase, V0 domain; plasma membrane. Gene Ontology annotation, biological process: vacuolar acidification; proton transmembrane transport. The record is from RefSeq and is a predicted model, not a curated record. The transcript has 20 exons.
CGGCUGUAGCCGGGGGGCGGGGCCUUGCGCGCGCUGUGGCGGCGGCUGCUGGAGCGGGGCCGCGGUGGCAGGACCGGGGGCGGCAGCUGCAGCUCGGAGCCCCAUGGUGCGAGGCGGCGGCCAGGCCGCAGGAGGAACCCGAGGCCCCGGUCGCCCCGGCUGACCGCACGGACCCGAGCGGCCCGGAGCCGUCGCCGCCCGUCGGGCCCCGCCGGGGCGCGGGCUGGCCAGCCAUGGGGUCCCUGUUCCGGAGCGAGACCAUGUGCCUGGCGCAGCUCUUCCUGCAGUCCGGCACGGCCUACGAGUGCCUCAGCGCCCUGGGCGAGAAGGGCCUGGUCCAGUUCCGAGACCUCAACCAGAAUGUAAGUUCCUUCCAAAGAAAAUUUGUUGGUGAGGUGAAGAGGUGUGAAGAACUAGAACGAAUAUUAGCAUAUUUGGUACAGGAAAUUAAUAGAGCUGAUAUUCCCCUGCCUGAGGGAGAGACCAGUCCUCCAGCACCCCCUCUGAAACAAGUCCUAGAAAUGCAGGAGCAGCUGCAGAAGCUCGAGGUUGAGCUGAGAGAAGUCACCAAGAACAAGGAGAAACUGAGGAAGAACCUGCUUGAACUGAUUGAGUACACUCACAUGCUCAGAGUGACAAAAACCUUCGUUAAACGAAACGUGGAGUUUGAACCUACUUAUGAAGAAUUCCCUCCCUUAGAGAAUGAUUCCUUGUUGGACUACAGCUGUAUGCAGAGGCUGGGAGCAAAACUGGGGUUUGUAUCUGGCCUAAUUAACCAAGGGAAAGUUGAAGCAUUUGAGAAAAUGCUGUGGAGGGUCUGCAAAGGGUAUACCAUCGUGACCUAUGCAGAACUGGAUGAGCCCCUCGAGGACCCUGAAACUGGAGAAGUCAUAAAGUGGUAUGUGUUUUUAAUAUCCUUUUGGGGAGAGCAGAUUGGCCACAAGGUUAAGAAGAUAUGUGAUUGUUACCACUGCCACGUUUACCCCUACCCGAAUACAGCUGAGGAGCGGAAGGAGAUUCAGGAGGGGCUCAAUACCCGGAUUCAGGAUCUCUACACUGUGCUCCACAAAACCGAGGAUUAUUUAAGGCAAGUGCUGUGUAAAGCCGCCGAAUCCGUCUACAGCCACGUCAUCCAGGUGAAGAAGAUGAAAGCCAUUUACCACAUGCUGAACAUGUGCAGCUUCGACGUGACCAACAAGUGCCUCAUCGCCGAAGUCUGGUGUCCUGAGGCUGAUCUGCACGAGCUGCGCCGGGCGCUUGAGGAGGGGUCGAGAGAGAGUGGUGCUACAAUCCCCUCAUUUAUGAACACCAUCCCAACAAAAGAAACCCCCCCGACUCUAAUCCGCACCAACAAAUUCACCGAGGGCUUUCAGAACAUUGUGGACGCCUAUGGAGUCGGGAGCUACAGAGAAGUGAACCCAGCUCUCUUCACCAUCAUCACUUUCCCCUUUCUGUUCGCCGUGAUGUUCGGAGACUUCGGACAUGGCUUCGUGAUGUUCUUGUUUGCCCUCCUGCUGGUGUUAAAUGAAAACCACCCCAGACUAAAUCAGUCACAAGAGAUCAUGCGCAUGUUUUUCAAUGGCCGAUACAUCCUCCUGCUGAUGGGGCUGUUCUCCGUGUACACGGGCCUCAUCUACAACGACUGCUUUUCAAAGUCGGUCAACCUGUUCGGCUCUGGGUGGAGCGUGUCAGCCAUGUACAGUUCCAGCCACACCCCUGCGGAGCAGAAGAAGAUGGGGCUCUGGAAUGACAGCAUCGUCAGGCACAACAGGGUUUUGCAGUUGGACCCGAGCAUUCCUGGAGUGUUCCAAGGCCCUUACCCUCUUGGUAUUGAUCCCAUUUGGAACUUGGCCACAAAUCGCCUCACUUUCCUAAACUCUUUCAAAAUGAAAAUGUCUGUGAUCUUAGGAAUUAUUCACAUGACUUUUGGAGUCAUUCUGGGAAUAUUUAACCACUUGCAUUUCCGGAAGAAGUUCAAUAUUUAUUUGGUUUCUGUCCCGGAACUUCUCUUUAUGCUGUGCAUCUUUGGAUACCUUAUAUUUAUGAUCGUCUAUAAGUGGCUGGUUUAUUCGGCAGAAACCUCCAGAGUCGCUCCCAGCAUUCUGAUUGAAUUUAUUAACAUGUUUUUAUUCCCGGCUAGUGAAACGAAUGGUCUUUACUCAGGGCAGGAGCACGUCCAGAGACUGCUGCUGGCCGUCACGGCGCUGUCCGUUCCCGUUCUCUUCUUGGGAAAACCACUCUUCUUGUUGUGGCUCCACAACGGGCGCAGCUGCUUUGGCGUGAGCCGGAGUGGUUACACACUCGUAAGGAAAGACAGCGAGGAAGAAGUUUCUCUACUGGGAAGCCAAGACAUAGAAGAGGGAAAUAACCAAAUAGAAGAUGGAUAUAGAGAAAUGAUGUGUGAAGAGUUUAAUUUUGGAGAGAUACUGAUGACCCAGGUGAUUCAUUCCAUCGAGUACUGUCUGGGGUGCAUCUCCAACACCGCUUCAUACCUGAGGCUCUGGGCUCUCAGCCUGGCCCACGCACAGCUGUCUGACGUCCUGUGGACCAUGCUGGUGCGCGUGGGCCUCCGGGUAGACACCACUUACGGAGUCUUGCUGCUGCUACCAGUAAUCGCUCUCUUUGCAGUGUUGACAAUUUUCAUCCUUUUGAUCAUGGAAGGCCUUUCUGCAUUUCUCCACGCCAUACGCCUCCACUGGGUAGAAUUUCAGAACAAGUUCUACGUUGGUGCAGGCACCAAGUUUGUUCCUUUCUCAUUCAGACUACUUUCGUCGAAGUUCAGUGACGACGUGGCAUGAUCAUAUUGCCAUAUCCAAACAAGCUUUCGGAUUUAUGGAGAAUUAUCAUGUUACAGAAUUUCACUUCCGUCAAACUUACGAUAGGAAAAAUUCCGUCUUCAUUGAUUGCCUUAUGAUAUAGCCAAAUAAUUCUGUAAGAUAUACCUCUUCCUCAUGUUAAAUAUUUUGUAACGUUUAUCAGUUUCAGAUAUGUAAAUUUCUUUCAGUUUUUAUGGUGAGCAAACUUAAGUUAAUGCCAAAAGUUAUGUUAAAGUUAUUUUUAAAAAUAGAGGCUUGGGGGGGAGAAGUGGUUUUGAAUGGCUAGUUGAAAAUGGUCUUAGCUACUCGAGUCCUUUUCACCUCAUUAAAAAAAAAAUUACAGCGUUAUUCUGUCACUUGAAGUUGUCAGAUAAUAUUUUCCAACAGCUGAAGUUAAGUAUAGUUUUUUAAAAAAUUUAAUGACGGAUAAUCAAAAGAUUCGCAUUUAUUCUGCUUGAUUAAAAGUAUGUAAACAUUUUGUAUCGUAUGCUGUCUAGAACUGCAAGUAGGGGAUUGUUUCUACAAUUUUGUCUUGUUUUAAUGAUUGGAGAAAACGGGAUAAAAUAACAUACGACAGAUGGUUAUCCCACUUGUAUAUUUUUAAAGAUAUUCUUACCCUCUUAUCCUUAUAUAAAACCAAUUAUGAUAAUUGUACGUUGGAAAGAUAAACUGUAUACUGAGCCUUAAAACCCAGUGUGACCGUAAAAGAUAAAAUAUGGAUGUGAUUUGAACUUAGGGACCAACUUGUAUGAUGUUACUGAUGUUACCGAACCUUUUAGGGGUUUAUACUGAGUGAAGUGAAGGUGAAAAGUAGUAUUUUGUAUAUUUUUAUAACAAAAUAUAAAUUAAGAUAUUUUUACCAUGAAGAGAUUGCACCUGUCCUUGAGAACAGUAUAAUUAUAAUUUUUUUUUUUUUUUACUUUCAGACUGAUUGUAAAUAAAGGUCUGGUAAAGGUAUUUAGAGUUAAUUUAAGCUUUCAAACACCAUUUGGAUCAGUUGAAAAUUCUCUUUAAUUUAAAUUCAUCUAUUCACUUGACAUUUAGCUUUGAAGGAUUUUGAGUCCUGUUGAAUGCUUUAAUCUACGGAGACAGUCCCCACCUUACCAGUGGUUCCACUUAAUGAAUUUUGAAUUAAUGAUGUUGUGAAAGCAAUACACAUUCCGUAGAAACCAUACUUGCAGGGUUGAAUCUGGAUCCUGUCCGGGCCAGCGAUCUGCGGCCCCAUCCUCUCCCGCCAUGCUGGGCAGAGGCCGCAGCUCCCAGACAGCCACGCGGUCGGGAGAGUCAACAGGUGGUACAUGGACAGCCACCUGCGCCCACACGGCCGUUCAGUUUGGCACUUUCAGUACAGGAUUCAGCCCAUUACAGGAGAUAGUCAAUACUCCCUUAUAAAAUAGGCUUUGUGGUGGAUGAUUGUGCCCAACCGGAGGCUCCUGUCUGUGUUUGGAGCACGUCUAAGGCGGGCCAGGCUAGGCUGCGGUGUUCCCUAGGGUAGGUGUGUUAAAUGCACGUUCAACUUGGGAUGAGACCCCAUCGUAAGUUGAGGACGAUCUGUAGUUUUGUAAAUUAUGUUCAUUUUUCGUAUUUUACUGUAAUUGAUGUUAGGUAAUUAUUUUCAAAAAGAAAUCGGCAGUGUUUCACUUAACGUUUUGAGGCAGGUGCAUGAAAAGGCCUGUUUGUCACCAUACACCUUCACCCUGCCUAGUGGGGGAGUUUGGAAUUUUCAUUUCAAGCUUGGAUUCUGGUAGCCCUGGAUCUAAGCGUGUCUUUUCAGGUCAAGUUGAGACCUGUUUGCCGAGAGGCAUGAACUGAACACGCUGACGUAAUCGUGACGCUAACGUUAGACCUUAAUUGUGUGGUAAGCCUUCCAUGCUGCUCUUUCACGAAUUGGGAGUUACUGGCCUUUGUCCCUCGUAUUACAA